Papaver somniferum (opium poppy) is the source of this 2126-nucleotide messenger RNA. RefSeq lists its product as uncharacterized. Lineage: Eukaryota; Viridiplantae; Streptophyta; Magnoliopsida; Ranunculales; Papaveraceae. The record is from RefSeq and is a predicted model, not a curated record. The transcript is spliced from 9 exons. Bases 737 to 1639 code for a protein of 300 amino acids.
UUCUUCCUUGUGUAAAAAAAGUAGAAAAACAUGGAGAACUAGAGUUGCAGAGAGAUAAAUAAAAAAUAAUAAUAAAGAAAUUAGGGUUUUGCAUAAUAAUUGAGUAUCAAAUGCUUCUAGGGAUUCGGACUGUUGAAUUCCAAGAUCUGCAACUGCAAUUUAAUUUCAUUUGAAGAAAAAAACCUAAAAAUAAUAAAUAAUCAGAAAAUCGACUUUGCUUUUCCUAUGUUUUUCGAUUGGCGGAGAGUUGUUUUUUCCCACUACCCCAUUAGGGAAAGUUAGAGAGAGAGAGAGACAGGGAAUAGGAAAAGUUAAGUUGUUGAACCAACUAGGGUUUUCAGUUCUCUUCUUCUUCAAAAAAAGUUGCUUAGAAAGGAAAUUAAUGCUUUGAAUUUGAGAAAUUUGUGGUUGGCAACAUGGUUUUGGAAUCUUUUGGUGAAGUGGCUCCUGGACUGUAAUUUGAGGAUGAGACUUAGGGGGUUUUUGCACUUGAUUAAAGUGCUUCAUAUCAAGGUCUGAGUCUUGCGAGCAAGUAUUGAGAUUCUGCAGCAAUUAUAUAGGUUUUGGAUGGUUUCAGAAAGGAAGUGUAAUUUAUUGCGUGUAACCGAUUGCUUAUGAGAAUUUAGGGGGUUUCAAGGUGUGGGAAAUAAAUUGGGUUAUAAGAAAUUUGUACAAAUUGGUGUUUUUUUUGUUGUGUUAUGAUGGAGUAGGGGAAUUGAAGGUGUUCUGUUGAAAAAUGUCAGAUGAUUCCAACAUGGGUUUUAACCACGACCCAAUUAUGGCAUCUACAUUGAAUCGUCAUGCUAUUUCAUUUCAAUCAGGUGUGGCGCCUAGCACUUCUGGGAUGGCUUCUUUUGGGAAUCAGGUUAACAUGAGUGGGAUGAUUCUUUCUGGAAAUUCCGGUAUGAUGAACAACACUUCUGGGAUGACUCAAGUUGGAAAUUCGUCUGGUGGUUUUCUUCUUGAUUCUGUUCCUGAUCUUAAGAAUGAAGCUGGAGUUUCUGUUGAGUGGUCUUCUGAAGAACAAGCAAGAUUGGAGCACGGCCUUAUCAAAUAUGCUGAUGAGCCAACUAUCAUGAGGUACAUUAAGAUCGCUGCUACUUUACAUGACAAGACUACACGUGAUGUUGCUAUGAGAUGUCGGUGGACAACGAAUGAGAGGAAUGGGAAACGAAGGAAACCAGAUGAACAUCACUUGGGGAGGAAAACAAAAGAUAGGAAGGAUAUGUUAAUGGAGAUUCCAAAGGCAAAUGUUCCAAGAGCUGCACCAGUGAACAUGUCUGCUUACUGUCCUGUGAUUCAGCAGGUGGACCGCAAUGAUCUGAUAUCAUGUGAAGCCUUCAGUGGGACAACACGGCGUCUUUUAGAUGAGAAUGCUGAUGUUUUUAACCAAAUCGUCAAUAACUUCUCGGUAUAUAAGAUGACGGAGAACAUUGAUCUCUUUUGUCGCUCGAGAAACAAUAUAACAACCAUAUUGAGCAACAUGAGAGAUAUGCCUGGAAUAAUGAGCCAGAUGCCGCCAUUGCCUGUAUCAAUCAAUCAGGACCUUGCAAAUAUUGUUCUACCUAUUUCAACUCAGGCAGUGCUUUAUAACUCACCUAGUAGGAAUCAUCUUAUGAAGCAAGAGCCAAGAUGUUGAUGGGGAGAGAGAUAACUUGGAUAAAAAGAUACUGAUAACUAUACGGCUGCGUUAGUACAAAUGAUUUUCUCCUGUAAAUGCAUAAGAAGCAGGUAAAGCGAUCACUGCUAGCUCUAUCUUACUUUACCUACAGAUAUAUUACACUCAGCCCAAUGUUUCAUCAUGUUCCACUAAAUUCCGCCAAAACGAAAACUUGUAAAAAGAUCCAUUUUGGAAUUUGAAACAGUUCAUCGCUAGCUUUUGAAGUCCAAAGCAAACUAGGUCUACCCAGAAGCCUAGUAAUGCCAUCCUGGGAUCCAGGUUGAGCCUCUGUAACCAGAAAUUCUCUUUUUCACCCUUCUCUUAUGUGAGCUUUGAUUGUUGAUUUGGAGCUGUGUAUAAAUUAUGAGACAGGGACAGUCAGAUGAAUCUUUUGUGUUGAAAUUCUUUGCUCCUCUCUUCUUUUUCAUUCUUGUUCCGAAGGCAUUCACAUAUAAAUUAUGAGACA